Molecule: messenger RNA, 1110 nt
Organism: Linum trigynum
Lineage: Eukaryota; Viridiplantae; Streptophyta; Magnoliopsida; Malpighiales; Linaceae
Source: the annotation of a GenBank genome assembly
AUGGUGCGGAUUAUUACCAUGGCCGCCUCGAUCCUUCCGUCGCUCUCGUCCUCUUUCAGACUCUGCAACAGCACCGCCGCUUCCCGCUCCUCCACCGCCGCUGCCGCUUCUCUUAGUUCCUUCGCCUCCCCUUCUUCCAAGCGAUUUCCUUCCCUCUCCAGCGCUAUUCGACAGUCAGAGCUAUUUGGUUUGAAACCCUCUAAACCAUGGAGACAAGAAUGCACCAGCAUCAGGGUUGCGGCAGCUGGCAAUAUGGCACAAGCAAGCACAACUGCUACCCCAGAAAAUGUACUUGAGUGGGUUAAACAGGACAAGCGUCGAAUGCUACAUGUUGUUUAUCGUGUUGGGGAUUUGGAUAGGACCAUAAAAUUCUACACAGAGUGUUUGGGGAUGAAGCUGCUUAGGAAGCGGGACAUUCCAGAGGAGAGAUACACAAAUGCCUUUCUGGGAUAUGGACCCGAAGACUCUCAAUUUGUUAUAGAGCUUACAUACAAUUAUGGUAUUGACAAUUAUGACAUCGGGGCUGGAUUUGGACAUUUUGGCAUUGCUGUAGAGGAUGUUGCCAAGACUGUGGAACUCAUAAAGGCUAAGGGUGGCAAAGUAACUAGGGAGCCAGGCCCCGUUAAAGGUGGCAGUACAGUGAUUGCAUUUAUCGAAGAUCCUGAUGGUUAUAAGUUCGAACUCUUAGAAAGAGGGCCUACCCCAGAGCCUCUUUGUCAGGUGAUGCUUCGUGUUGGUGAUCUAGAUCGUUCCAUAAAUUUCUAUGAGAAGGCUUUUGGCAUGGAGCUUCUCCGCAAACGUGAUAAUCCAGAAUACAAGUAUACUAUCGCAAUGAUGGGUUAUGGACCUGAAGAUAAAAGUACAGUGCUAGAGUUGACGUACAAUUAUGGAGUCACUGAAUAUGAGAAGGGAAAUGCUUAUGCUCAGAUAGCUAUAGGCACGGAUGAUGUUUACAAGACUGCAGAAGCAGUUAAACUCUUUGGUGGGAAGAUAACUCGGGAACCAGGACCUUUGCCUGGUAUCAAUACCAAGAUCACUGCCUGCUUGGAUCCUGAUGGUUGGAAGACGGUGUUUGUGGAUAAUACUGAUUUCAUUAAGGAAUUAGAGUGA